AGCUACUUUGCCCAGCUCCGGCGGUCCAAUCCAGCUCGGAGCAGCAGCCUGCUUCCUGGCGGUACUCGCCUCUUCUCACGGGUCCACGGCGCCUAGCGGCAGACACGUGAACUCCUCACAGCUGAGCGUAGCAUCCUCAGCUGUCUCAUCUAUCACGUGAAAACGCCCGGGUCUUGUUUGUUCGGAGCACAUGAAGGUGAAAUUUGCUUGGUUGACAUAAGCAGGGAUGCAUAUUUUAAUAAACUGUGAGAGAGAAAGAGCCGUCGCUGCCGGCGGUGGUUCCUAAAACUACAGUCAGUGCUGUCUUGAACGCACCCCACUCGAGUGCCUCGAUUUUGUUACAACAGGAAUAAUGGCUGCACAGGAGCAGUCUCCACCAUCUUCCCUGGAAGGCAACAAACCUGGCUUCCCAAAGAAAAUUUUGGCCAACAGCCUCGAGGACAAGCAUUUGUGCAACUCGUGCCAGAAAGUGUUGAGGAGGCCUUUGCAAGCCCAAUGCGGUCACCGCUUUUGUUCGUUCUGUUUCAACAAAAUUGUGAGUUCUGGACCACAGAAGUGCAGCGCUUGCAUCAAAGAAGACUUGUUUGAGGACCCCACCUCCAUUCUCAAGCAAUGCGGUGCUUUCCCAGACAACGCGGCUCGGAGAGAAGUGGAGGCCUUGGCGGCCGUCUGUCCCAACGAAGAGUGCACGUGGACGGGGACCAUUAAAGAGUUCGAGGCCAGCCACGAGGACAACUGUGACUUCAUGAUCAUCCUGUGUCCCUCCUGCAAGGAGCUGAUGAGGGCCAACGAACAGGAGCGCCACAACGAGCGAGAUUGUCCAGAGAGGACGCUCAACUGCAGAUACUGCAAAGAACCCUUCCUGUUAAAGAACAUCAAGGCUCAUGAUGAAAUCUGUCCAAAGUACCCGAUGAUUUGUGAAGGUUGCGCGAAGAAAAAGAUCCCCAGAGAAAAGUAUGUGGACCAUAUUAAGUUCUGCAGUAAAUGUAAAGCACCAUGCAGAUUUCAUGUUGUUGGCUGCGAUGCGUCUGUGGAGAAAGAGAAGCUUUGUGACCACGAGCGGCAGUGUUCGUACGAACACCUCAACCUGCUCCUGCACUUCAUCAUGGGCAUCAAGGUGAGCCUGGAGAGCCUGCAGCCCCAGAGCCUGGAGGUGGCCAGCCACAAGCUGCGUGAGCUCCACCAGUCCCUCAGGGACUUGGAGCUCAAGAUGAGCCAGAUGGGCGGCGGUGGCGCUCCCUCACAGGGCGCCUGCGGCCCGUCCCUCGCCACCUCCUUCACGCGGCUUCCCAGCGCGGCGGGCGCCGCCCUGGAGCUCCAGCUCCAGAGCGAAAAGGCCAAGGUGGCCGAGCUGAGCCGCCGCUGCCAGGAGCUGGAGCUCAAGGUGGGCACGUUCGAGAACAUUGCGUGCGUCCUCAACCGGGAGAUGGAGCGCUCCUGCACCACCAUGGAGGCGUACAACCGCCAGCACCGGCUGGACCAGGACAAGAUAGAGAUCCUCAACAACAAGGUCCGUCAGCUGGAGAGGACGGUGAGCCUGAGGGACCUGUCCAUCGUGGAGAUGGAGGGGAAGAUGAGGGAGAUGUCUGCGGCCACGUACGACGGCACCUUCGUCUGGAAGAUCUCUGAUUUCACCAAGAAGAGGCAGGACGCCGUGGCGGGCCGCGCCCCCGCCAUGUUCUCUCCCGCCUUUUACACCAGUAAAUACGGCUACAAGAUGUGCCUGCGGAUCUACCUGAACGGAGACGGGACGGGCCGUGGCACACACCUGUCUCUGUUUUUCGUGGUGAUGAGAGGACACAGCGACGCGCUCCUCAAGUGGCCUUUCAAUCAGAAGGUCACCCUGAUGCUGCUCGACCAGAACAGCAGGGAGCACAUAAUCGACGCCUUCCGGCCCGACGUGUCCUCCUCGUCCUUCCAGAGGCCCGUCAGCGACAUGAACAUCGCCAGCGGCUGCCCGCUCUUCUGUCCACUCCCCAAGCUGGACUCCAAGAACUCCUACAUACGCGACGACACCAUCUUCAUCAAGGCCAUCGUGGACCUCACUGGGCUUUAGGUAAAAGGACGAAGGGAACAAACCCAAACCUUUGCCUUUUGUUGCAGUUCGAAUCGACAGGAUCUCUAGCACGUCUAGUGCUACACAACACCAGAGCAGUAAGCUUUUUGUCUUCGGCCAGUAGCUGUUGGUUUCCAAAUCUUUAAGUGACUGUAUUUAGUUUACCAUCAAACUUGACAAGAGCAUAGAUUUCCUACCAAAGUGACUGGAGGAGUUAAUGCAAUUUUAUUAUGCCAGUAUUUCUGUAUCAACAGAAGACCCUCUCAAUGUAUUUGAACUGACCGGGGCAGACUGGCGUGGAAUAUUAUGCUUGUAAAAGUACACGACUAAGAAUACGUAGUCUCUAAUCUCCAAUCAUCGUCCUGUGGCGCCUUUCAUCAUCUAAGGAAGUGGACAUCAAACAUCAGCCGUGUUUCCCUUCAGUCGUUGAGCGAAUAUCUUCUAAACUAGGCUACAGCGCGGUCUCACCAGAAGUCAUAGGCGCUAUGGGGUCACCCAUGGCUGUAAUCGGCCAAUAAGUGUGCAAACCGCGGACAUAACCAGUAGCUUUGGCCAUCUAACCAAUGAACAAUAGAGGGGCCGUUUUAAUGGCGCUGUCCUGUUUCAAGCUGUCCGGAGAUAAGAAAAACAGGGAUCCCACUUCAUGGGAAUAGUUGAGAAGACGGCGAAACAGCGGAUCAUUCAUGAGAGUUAAAUGGCCAGUGUGUGGUUGCAUCCCAUCCACUUUUUUUUUGGCAAACGGGAAAAACCACCUUCAGCGAGCGUAACAAAUUUAGGGAAUUAUGCCGUGUCCUUACAGAUGCACAUUAAACUAUGUGAAUGGAGCGAACGGCUGUUGUUUUCUUCCUGAAUAAGUCUCUUUUAUUGCUGCCAGCUGUUCCAAAAUAAUCAAGCCUUAACUAGUAGCUUGUAUAACUGCCAUAACUUGAGUUAAACUAGGGAAAAGCUAGAAGUGAUAUGUUUGAUACUUUGAAGUUUUAGUUAUUAUUGAUUUACAUAUCCAGCAAACACAGAGGGAUGUUAGCGUUCAGUAGGAGUCACUUCUUGGCAACCUGAUGAACGGUCCAACAUGAUCUCCUUUUACUUCCGUUUUGGUCUCCACCCUCUUCUAAAACAUCUGGCUCUGUAUCUUGGCAGCUGCAAAAUUUGGUUCUAAUUCACUUUCGGGGGGAUGUUGCUGUGACUGCUUACUACUACACACACCUGUCAGAUAGAGCAGCUGUUAAACUACCAAGUGCUGCUGAGGUUUUGGUAGUUUUUGUAUUUUUUAAUUUCUGGACUUUGUUUUUAAGUAAAAAAAUGAGGAGCUUUCAGAGCAGCGCCCCCGCCAUGAAGCUUAAGCGCCCUAAAAACCCAGCGGUGCAUCGCGCUGGCCCAGGCGCUGGUGCUUGCCUACAGCCUGACAUUCGGUCCACACCUUUUUGGGGGGACAGGGGGGGGAUUUGUGACUUUUUCUUUUAUGGCGUGUAGUUCCGAUGACAGUGGGAGGCGGCCAUGUAGCCCUCAGCGCCCUAAGUGGUGCAGCCGGACCUGUGUACUGUUCCUUUAGCGCCUGGGCCUCCGGUUCUCAAGUCUUCAGUGGGGAUCAUUCAUGGCGGUGGACAUUGCUUGAAUUCCAUGAAUUCCGAGUGCAGUAUUUCUGUGUGUUUUUCCCAUUUCUUCGCCGUUGGUGUGCGCGUUGGCUCCAACACGCAGCGUAGCCUGCAACAGUUUUUUGGCCGCUGGUCUGGGACGGCGAUGGAGGUUGAGCCCCCCCAAAUGGAAAUAUGACAUUUUAUUAAAAUUCAAAUCUAUAUUUGCAUACUUGGUCCAAAAUACCUUUCAAUCUUCCGCUUGGGCUUUUUUCAAUAUUUGUUGUCUGCAUAUUGACCAAUAUCAUUGUAGUAAUUUAUAAUAUUGAUGCCAUGCAGACGUACAAAUAUUGAAAUGGCCAAAAUGAAAUAUUGAAUAAUUCAGUGAUUUUCCACAUAUGUCCACUGCUUUGUCUUCACAGAAAGGAUCCAUUUGUGCAACCUGAGCUUCUUCCAAUCCAACUAAUUAUCCACAGUGUUGUUACUUUGGCACAAAACAUAAUCUCAACCUGCUCAAUGUCGAUAUUUUCUUCCCCUGACAUUCAUCCUCUUUUACAUUUGUUCAUAAGCGCAUGUUUGUAAUUUCUCAGCAGCAUUCAAGUGGAGAUAUUACUAAAUGGAUCCUUGGGUGAAGACACACAGUCAUAUUUCCAUAUCGGUGUAGAGAUAGAAGGACUCUGGAUGGAGGCAAAACCAAGGUAUUCAAAGAUGAAAUGGUUGAUAUUAUUGUAAUAUUUUCCUAUUUUUGGCUUUCCUCACAGCUUUGAACUGACCUACUUUUUACAGAUAAAGAAGUGCCUGUACUUUUUUUUUUUAAUGUUCCAUGAUCCCACUUUGCUAUGAAUGUGCUUUCCUGUGAGUUUAAACCUACCAAAAUGUUAUUGCUGUCAUUUAUACACCCCCCCCACCCCCUUCUGAACUCUUUUAUGUGAUAAUCCUAGUGACUUAAGAAUGUCUCCCUCUGCAUACACAGAACUAAUGAAUGUUACAAUUUAACUUAAUGUCAUCUAAGAUCAGCAUUUGGCAUCUUCAUCCAAACCCAUCCGGCAUGUUUUUAAACCUCAACAAAUACCGAAAGCUCUUUGUGCACUUUGUUAUGUUUCAGUGAAGGAAAAAGUGCAUUUAACUAUAACGCAAAACCCAUGCGUCUGCAGUCUGACCUCCGCAGCUCCUUUGUUCCUUUUGCUCUCCCGGCGUCACGGAAACGUGUCCCCCGGUUGUCUCCUCUUCAGCGUACGUUGUGGACAUUUUGCAUGUGUGACUGUGUCCCCCAACCAAUCGGCUGCUACGUGGCUGUUUCCUUUGCUCUUCUCUGUGGAUCUCGCUGAUCCUGAUGCGGGCCGGGACUCAUCUGUUAAUCAUAGCUGGUGAACGCAACAACAAAAAGGGCUUCACAUACCCCCUGUCCCCAUCUGCUACAAUGUCCCCCAAAGGCAAAGACACACACACACACACACACAUACGUUUCCGUAGCUGGGUCCGUCAAAAACGGAUCCGACAGGACCUCCUUGGACACACUGCUGCUGCGGGGAGGCAGAACGCAUCUGGAGCCCGUCAGAGGCUGUGCUGUGUCAGCCAUGUUGACUCCUAGGAGAUACCACACUGCCUCACUGUGCAACACAACAAAAACAAUGGGUCCAUGUUUCGUGCGCAUUUCGAUGAACUCUCCGGAGCAGUCAAACUGGAACGGUUUUGACUUAUUUACAUAUCGGUUCCUCUCUAAAGCCCGUGUUGAGAUUAAGAUGAGGAGCUUUUCAUCAGUAGCAACGACAUCCAACUGCUUGUUGUUCUCGCCGCUGCGUUGUGUUGAUAGUGACUUGUGUGUUUGUGAACUCUUUGUACUACCGGGAAAUUUUGUUCCAUAUUUGUAUUUAGUUUUGUUUUAUUAAAGGUUUUAAGAUGCCCUGAAUGGAAAGAAGUGCACUGUUUAAAAAAAAAAAC
This is a messenger RNA of Pungitius pungitius (ninespine stickleback), 5568 nucleotides long. RefSeq names its product Tnf receptor-associated factor 2a (gene traf2a). The record is from RefSeq and is a predicted model, not a curated record. The transcript is spliced from 10 exons. The coding region runs from base 353 to 2056 and encodes 567 amino acids. Lineage: Eukaryota; Metazoa; Chordata; Actinopteri; Perciformes; Gasterosteidae. Gene Ontology annotation, biological process: positive regulation of canonical NF-kappaB signal transduction; tumor necrosis factor-mediated signaling pathway; regulation of apoptotic process. Gene Ontology annotation, cellular component: cytoplasmic side of plasma membrane; cytosol. Gene Ontology annotation, molecular function: tumor necrosis factor receptor binding; zinc ion binding; ubiquitin-protein transferase activity.